AUGAAGACCCAAACAAUUCUUUCAAUUCUUUUGGCUACGGCCCAUCUCGCUGCUGCUCAAGGAGGACCAAUUCGUGGACCUGGGGACACUGAUGUUGGAAACAACGCUCCCCAAGGCGGAAACAACAGUCCUCAAGGUGUAGGAUCGAAACCACAACCACCAGCAUCAAAAGAGACUACAAUCUCUGAGGCUUACGGAUCGUCAAACUCCGGAGCCAAUCAACAAGCAAUUUGCGAGUGUUACCCAAUUGAUGGCUCUGACGCACCAGCUCUGACUGCGGCUACCAGUCAGGAACAAGGUGCCAAUUCGGACAGUGGUACAUCAUUCACGCACAUCGUAGAUACUACUCCUCCUAAGAAGCAAUCGAAGCGACAACGUGGUGGAGACGCCACCGAAGAGGAAGAUCCUGAGGCACAAAACGCCGCAGGAGGAGGGAAGCCAAAGCCUAAGCCUAAGCCAACCAAGCCAGAAGAAGCUGCUGCUUCAGCUUCUGUUGAUGCUACUCAAGUCGGUAUCAAUGCUGCUGGUGGUGCCGGCUCUGCUGCAGGUCCAUGGGGAGCCGUCUCCUAUGCUGGCCCCGCAAUUGGUGCCAACUAUCAAGAUAUUGAUGGAAACUGUGUUUGCCCACCAGGUCAAUCUCCCCACAAGCCAAAGGGGCCAAGCGGAGGUGCUCCCGCAGAGGAAGGUGGUGCAACUGGCGGCCCAUCGACUGGCGGCCCAUCGACUGGCGGCCCAUCGACUGGCGGCCCAUCAACUGGCGGCCCAUCGACUGGCGGACCAUCAGGCGGACGCCCAGAAGGAAAUGGCAAUGAGAGCGGAAACGGAAAUGGAAAUGGAAAUGGAAAUGGCAACGGCAACGGCAACGGCAAUGAGAACGAGAACGAGAACGAGAACGAGAACAAAAAUGAGAACGAGAACGAGAACUUGAAUGCCAACAUCAACAAGAACGAGAAUGUUAACAUCAAUGGCAACGCUAAUGCCAACAUCAACAAGAACUUGGGACUCAACUUUGGCAGCAACAGCAAUGGAUGGGGAUCAUGGUUCGGAAGCAAGGCCGCUGCCGUCGCUGCUGACCCCGCCGCCUCCGGUACUCCAGUCGCCGCCAGCGAUGCCUCCGGCAUUGUCGGUGCCACUGAUGCGUCGUUCGUCCCCGAAGCCUCCACCGGAGACGUUUCCGGUGUUGAGCAAUUCACCGGUGCUGGAUCCAGCAUUGCUAUCUCCGCAUGGGGAUUCCUUGCUGCCGUCUUCGCCAUCGCCAACGUCUUGUAG
This is a messenger RNA of Botrytis fragariae, 1269 nucleotides long. RefSeq lists its product as uncharacterized. The record is from RefSeq and is a predicted model, not a curated record. The coding region runs from base 1 to 1269 and encodes 422 amino acids. The transcript is spliced from 6 exons. Lineage: Eukaryota; Fungi; Ascomycota; Leotiomycetes; Helotiales; Sclerotiniaceae.